Molecule: messenger RNA, 1864 nt
Organism: Patiria miniata (bat star)
Lineage: Eukaryota; Metazoa; Echinodermata; Asteroidea; Valvatida; Asterinidae
Gene: c1orf43
Product: protein C1orf43 homolog
Exons: 6
Coding region: 134-1162 (342 amino acids)
Source: RefSeq, a predicted model, not a curated record
UAGAAAGAGCCUGUCAUGGCUGCGUCCAUCAUUUCCUCUGAACAUAUUCUGAGCGCGAUCACGUCCUGUAAGGCUGUAUGCCUUUAAACCUCUUGUUUUGUAACGAAUUCUCCACAUAAACUACACCUGAAUCAUGGGUGGUAAUACAUCUUUGUUAAACACGACGUUAAUUCUCAUUGCGGGAACUGGAAGUGCGUUACUUUUGGUUGUGAUUAUAUUCGCCAAGCGACAAAUUAUGCGGUUUUCGCUGACUUCCCACCGAAGUCCCCAUGUCCCCAUUGGUCACAGCGCCCCCAGGAGUCUGCAGACAGAAAUCGAGCAGAAGCUGACCCACGUAUCGAGGAUGAAGUAUGAGCCAAGAUUACUGGGAGAUGAUGACCACAGGCUGAAAUUUCUCAACGGGGAAAAUAGUUCUGGAGAGAAGUGUUCCUACAUCUACAGGAUGAAAGCAGUUGAUGCUCUGUCAAAAUUAGAUGAACAACUGAAGAAAAUUGAAUGUCGCAGGGUACGCCCUCAGUGUGGGAACUUGAAGGAGUAUAUUUUGAGUCUGCGAGAUCCCCCGCAGGCCCCCCUCAAGGGAGCUUCCGUUAACCUGUGCCGUGCAUUCGCAGCAGCUUACGAGAGUGCCCAUUACGGACUCAAGCCUUUUGGUGAGACAGAGUACAACAAUUUCAUGACGUUAUUGCACGAGCUGUUAUCUUGCAUUCGACACAAAGGUAUGAAGAGUAAGAAAUCCAGCCAAUCCUCUAGCUCCCAGCAUAAACAGCAUACCUCAGCCAGCCAGCGCUCUAGAUCCGCGGGCAGUCAGAAGGCAAGGAGCCCAACCAAACCAAUCAGCAAAGGCGAGCCCAGACUGAUCGACCAAUCAGCAGCCAGUACCAGCCAGACAGAGUGGCACGCCGAAAACAUUCCCCAGAGAGGGAUCACAGUGGGUCAUGUGACCAAGAGGAACCAAUCAAGAGCAGUCACAAGAUCGGAGGAGACCGUGGAAUUGCUGGAGAGGAAGAGAACGUCGCGAGGCUCGGACGUGGGCAGCGACACCGAGAGGGGUUCGCGGAUAACCAGAACCUCAAAUUCGUCGUCAAGUCGGAGCGACGAGAUGCAGCCGCUCAUGGCCAGCAGACUCGUGCGACAGGAGUCGGUGUCGGAAGACGUACUGUGAUAACUUUCAAACAUUUGCCCCUGGUCAUCCAAUCUUUGAGAUAACAAGCCUCAAUCAAUAGCCAAGGCUCAACAAGGCAAAUCCAGGGGUGUUAUUGGGGCAAGGGGGUGGGCGACGGUUGUCACCCCCCCCCCCCCCAUUUAUUAUUUUUCUUGUCAAGACAAUCAGAUGGUGUCUAGCCCCCAGCCGCCCCCCCCCCUAAUUGGAUGAGGUUAUAUUUGAGACCAGUUUUAAAGUUAGCUUUGUGUGGAUUUUACAUCCCAUUUAUUACCAAAAAAAAAUUCCAACUACUCCAGUAUUCUACCUUUUUUAUACACGGCCUUUUUUUAACAAUGAAUUUUAUUUUAUUUUGAAUAAGUAUCAGUACUUUAAAUACAACCUGUACACAAGAUAAAUAUUAAUAUAUUACAUUAGGACAUUUUAGAUGGCAGAUAAUGACGUUUGCCUACAUGUGUGUCAUUGUGACAAAUAGUCCUCGGUUUUGUGAUAACUGGACUAUAAUUUUGAAGUGUGGUGUCAAACGGAAUGUACAUUUUACCUCAGGAAGAAAGAAAGAAUUUGAUAGUUUGUUUUUCAAAACCCAUCAUGACUGACUGUUACCAUUGUUGGUGCAUACCUGAUGUGGAUACCCCACAGAAUCAGUAUACAAAUAAUGAAUGUUUGUGAAUGCAAUGCUAAGAAUAAUUUCAUGAGGUGACAGAU